AUGCUGAGGCCCGGGCGCGCUGAGGCCGCCCCCCGGGGGCCCCCGUCCAGUCGCAGCCCCCCCAGGCAGGCCCCCGUCAAGGGGGGCUCCUAUGAUUCGGAGCUGAUGCGCCUCCUGCGAGAGAGGGAUGAGCUGCAGGGAAUGCUUGACAAGUAUGAGCGUCACCUGUCCGAAAUCCAGGCCAACGUCAAGGUGCUGACCGCCGACCGGGACAAGACUGCCGUUCAGUAUCAGAAGGCUCAGGAGGAGAUCGCGCACCUGCGGCGGGAGGUGAUGAAGUGCCGCUCGCCGCGCGCUCAGAAGAACGCCGUGACGGCGCACAGCAUCCUGAAGCGCGUGGAGGCCGAGCGGGACGAGGCGAUGACCGACCUCAAGCGCAUGAGCACCGAGAGGGACAGCCUGAGGGAGCGGCUCAAGAUCUCUCAGGAGACGGCCAUCAGUGAGCGCGCACACCUGGAGCAGAGGGUGGAGGACCUGCAGUCCACUAUUUUCACGCUUGAGCAGGAGCACAGAGAGCUGAAGAGCAAGCAGGUGGUGAUGAAGGAGACCAUGAUGGACAUGGAGGAGGAGUUCUGCAGCCUGAGCCACAAGCUGAACUCCACCGAGGACGAGCUGACCCGCAGCAGGAAGGAGUGCAGCAUGCUGAGGCUGUCCAGUACCCAGAUGGAGAGCGCCCUGAACGACAGCCAGGUCAGGCUGAACGCGCGCUUCGCAGAGCUGCAGGCCACCCAGGAAAAGAACAAACAGCUGGACGAGAGGAGCGACGUACUGCUGCAGCAGGUGAGCGGGUUGCGGGACGAGGUGACCAAUCUGCAGUCCACCGUUUCGGAUCUGGACCAGCGCAGACACGUCCUCCAGGAGCAGCUGGAGAGGGAGAGCACCCUGCUGGUGUCCACACAGAGCCAACUGGACGAUAAGGAUAAGCUUGUGCGAAGUCUAAAGCUCACAGUGGAGGAGCUGGAAACAUCAGCUGAGUGCCUGCGGGAGACAGCGAUUGGCCGGGAGCGGGAGCUGGCGACGCUGAGGAGGAAGCUGGUGGAGGCGGAGGAGGAGCUGGCCUCCGUGUCCAAGGUGAAGGAGGGGGCACUGCGCGAGAACGCUCUGCUGCGGGACGACCUGGACAAGGCCCGCCUCGACUACCAGGCCCUGCAGAUGAAGCUGGAAGACUCCACACAGGAAGCGGAGAGCCUGCAGCAGAAGAUCCAGGACUACAGCUCCGACGUCUCCCGCCUAGAGAACCUGCUGGCAUCCAAGGAGCGGGAGUGCGAGGAGCAGCUGGAGGGGAAGCGCCGGGCGGCGGCGCAGGCCGAGGGCUGGGAGGAGAAGGCGCGGCAGGCGGAGGGCGCCGCCAGCGACCUGCGGCGGGAGCUGGUCAACUCCGACGCCGAGAAACGCCGCCUCAAGGACAAGGCGGAGAGCCUGGAGGCCAGCCUGCAGGAGGCGAUGAUGGCCGAGCGCAGCUGUAACAACCAGGUGGCCCAGCUGAACCGCAGCUUGUUGCUGGCGGAGGAUGACCUGCGUCAGGCCCAGACGGAGCGGGCCGCCACCCUUACCGACCUGGAGAAGACCCGCGAGCUGUGCGUCAAACUGGACUCCAGCAAGGAGGUGGUGCUCAGGGAGCUGGACGUGUGUCGCUCAGAGGUGGAACUCUUGCGGAAGCAGCUGUCCAGCGAGCGUCUGUCCAUGAAGAGCCUGGAGUCCAUGCUGCAGUCGACGCGGGAGAAGGAGCUGCACUCCCAGAUCAACUCCCAGGAGCGGCACGCCGAGAUUCAGCUGCUGCGGGACAAGCUCACCAUGGCCGAGAGCAAGGCGAACUCUCAGAGCCGAGAGCUGGCCCAGCUGCGGUCUCGCUCAGAACAGCUGGAGAAUGACCUGGACAUCACCAAGAGACAGCUGUCCACCGAGCGCUUUGAGAGGGAGCGUGCGGUGCAGGAGCUUCGGCUGCAGGGUCUGUCCUCCUCCCCCUCCCGCCCCUCUCACAGCCCUCGCCGUUCCUGGUCCCCCGAGCAGUCCUUCCGUGCCUCCCCUGACCGCCUUCCCACCGCCGAGCGCUCUCCAGAAAGGUGGGCGCGCGCACCUGAGUGUGAAUAA
This is a messenger RNA of Megalops cyprinoides (Indo-Pacific tarpon), 2091 nucleotides long. It is a transcript of the gene tsga10, whose product is annotated as testis specific, 10. Bases 1 to 2091 code for a protein of 696 amino acids. The record is from RefSeq and is a predicted model, not a curated record. NCBI's taxonomy places the organism in Eukaryota, Metazoa, Chordata, Actinopteri, Elopiformes, Megalopidae. The transcript has 16 exons.